Molecule: messenger RNA, 2057 nt
Organism: Racocetra persica
Lineage: Eukaryota; Fungi; Glomeromycota; Glomeromycetes; Diversisporales; Gigasporaceae
Source: the annotation of a GenBank genome assembly
AUGAUAAUAAAACUGCAUUAUCACAUGAUGCUCAAUUAUUUAAUAGUCGAGAAUUGUAUCUUGAAGAAUCUCAUCAAUGGAUUCAAACUAAACAAAGACCUCAAUAUGAUGAUAAUGAUCCUGACGUUGUAAUGCAAGGUGAAGGGGAUAAAGAUGCAAUGGAUAUUGAUGAUGAUUUUGAAACUGAGUUUGAUAAAAGAAUGACAAUGAUCGUGGCAUUUGCUGCGUCAGAUUCCGAUGAACAAAAUAUGAAAGGUUUGAAAUUUCAUUACACAUAUGGAGGUGAAGUUCAAACAGAAGGCGAAGCAGCUGCCUCGGCAUGUAGUGAAAGCAUUAAGCCACUUUUAGAUCACAUUAUUAAGGAUUCGUUGGAUUAUAGUCGAGAAACAGAUGUCAAUGUCCUUUCGAAUUUUAGUUCAUUACAAGUGUUGAUAAACUUGUUAUCUAAUUCGUUAAAGUUCACAGACACUGGUGAAAUUGUUCUUCGAGUUACAUUGGAUGAACUUGAGGGUGAAAGUAGUACAAAUGACGAAAAUGUCAAAAAAGGAAAAUUAUGUGUGGAAGUAAUUGAUUCUGGAAUUGGAAUUGAUCCUGCGUUUAUUCAAAGUAUUUGGGAAAGUUUCUCACAAGGUGAUCAAUCCAUGACAAGACGACAAGAUGGUACAGGUCUUGGUCUUUCAAUUUGCAAACAUUUAGUAACAAUAAAUGGAGGUAAAAUUGGUGUGGAAAGUGAAAUAAAGAAAGGAAGUCGAUUUUGGUUCACUUGGAAUAUUGAACGAUUAUCAUUAUCCUCAGUUCCUAUAACGACAAUGUCUAAAACUCCAGAUACAAUAAAUUUAUCUUCACGUUCUAAACGAGUUUUAAUUGUGGAUUAUUCUGAUUUGUCCCGCCAGACAUUGGUUAAAUUGGUGGAAGGUAGUGUGGAAAGAAUAAAUGCAUUUGGUUCAUGUGAAGAAUGUAUAACUACCGUAAAAGCAUGGCAAGAACAGUAUCAUGAUGAAGCGUUAUUUGAUAUAGUAUUUUUCAAUGUUCGAGAAAAUAUUUCCGAGGAAAUUAAAAAUUCUGCCAAGGAACUACGUAGAAUUUUUGAUGAUAAUUUAUGUAUUGUCCUAAUUGUAUUCUGGUCAGCAAAUGGUAGAGCAUUAGGACAAAAUUUAGUUCAAGAAAUUGGUGGUAAAACAUGCAUGAUUUGUAAACCAGUAAUGCAAAGACGCUUGGUUCAUUGCCUUUACUCAAGAGAUUUUGUAUCCGAACCUUAUGCACCAACAAUACAAAAUGAAUACUAUAGUUCAGUUAAACCUUUAGCUGAUUUGAGAAUUGAAAACUUUUACCGUAGUAACAGACCUCCAUUUAGUGAUGAAACUGUAAAAGAGUCAUCUAAUUUGGAGAAAAGUCCAAUGGUUGUAUCUGAAGAAACUGCGAAAUCUAGCAUUGAAAGAAUAAGAAAAGAAGAUUUGCCUGCAGUGAAUAUACCAGGUACCGAAUCAUUGGCAAAGGGUAAAGGUAAAAAUGUCGAAUCAGCACAAUCGGGUACGAAAAGAAUGGCGGAUGAUGAAACAGAAAAUACCACAACUCCGACUGAUGAUCGUGCAUCAAAAUUCAGAUUUAGACCUGUUUCAAAAUCGAAAUGUAUUUUAUGUGUGGAAGAUAAUCCCAUAAAUCUAAAAGUUAUUCAACAUCAACUUUCAAAACUUGGAUAUCCAUCAUUAUGUGCUACAAAUGGACAAGAAGCUGUAAAUUUGAUAGAAUCAGAGUAUUCAAACUAUUCCCAAGACGCUUCAUCUUCUGAUGAAUCUAACCCUGGAAGAAUUGCUUUAAUUUUAAUGGAUUGUGCUAUGCCAAUAAUGUCAGGAUUUGAUGCAUCAAGAGCAAUAAGAUCCAUGAAUACACCAAUAUCAAAUGUCCCAAUUAUCGCAUUAACUGCUUCAGCCGUUCAAGGUACAAAAGAACAAUGUUUGGAAUCAGGAAUGAACGACUAUCUUACUAAACCAUUGAAAAUUGCCAAGCUUAAAGAAAUGCUAGAUCAAUGGCUUGGUAACAACGAAUCAAAUGAAUGA